Messenger RNA from Vespa velutina, 4822 nucleotides. RefSeq names its product G protein-coupled receptor kinase 2 (gene Gprk2). The record is from RefSeq and is a predicted model, not a curated record. Gene Ontology annotation, cellular component: cytoplasm. The transcript has 8 exons. Gene Ontology annotation, molecular function: G protein-coupled receptor kinase activity; ATP binding. Gene Ontology annotation, biological process: signal transduction; protein phosphorylation; regulation of signal transduction. The coding region runs from base 2357 to 4150 and encodes 597 amino acids. NCBI's taxonomy places the organism in Eukaryota, Metazoa, Arthropoda, Insecta, Hymenoptera, Vespidae.
AAUUCCAAACGAUUAGAUCGCGUGUAUAAUUCGCAUUAUAUAAAGAAACAAGCUAUUAAAAAGAACUUCACGUCAUGAAUUAUCACGUAUAUUCAUUAAUAAUAUAAUAACAAUUAUAUAGGUAUGAUAAAGAUAUAUUUAAUUAAGUUGAAAGAGAGAGAAAAGGACGAGAGAGAGAGAGAGAGAGAGAGAGAGAGAGAGAGGUGUUGUUUCUAGAGAAGCUUUGUUAUAUAGUAAUUUAAUUCGGAGAACACUAUGAAAAUUAACUUAAAAUAUUGCAUGCUCACGAAAAUGUGUAACCCAUCAUGCAAGCAAUGACGGUCAUAGGAGAGAAAUGGGGUAAAGUGUUAUGGAAAGAUGAGGGGUAAAGGAGCAUGAGGAAGAGGAGAUGGAGGAAGAAGAAGAAGAAGAAGAAGAAAAGGGGUGAAAGAGGGGAGGCAGGGGCUGGUUAGCUAUUUUAUCGACGGUCGUAUCGAGACACGAUGAAAAAGGUGAAUAUUUUUCAAGAAGUUUCCUCACCGUCCUUUGGUCCAAUCAUAUAAAGAAGAAAUCUCAUCGUCGAUGGACAACGUUAUCCAUCGUUCGGUCUUCGAAGAAGAACAAGAAAGAUCCAUCGUUGAUUCUUAGUUUAUAUCAAAAGGAUAUUAUUCAGGAUUUUGAGAUAAAAGAAGGAAAAAAGAAAAAAAGAUAAAUCAAAUUAGCUGCUUUAUCAAAUUUAUUCUAUUUUGGUGAAUAUCAGAAAAGAAAUAUUUCUAUGGGAUAUGCUCGAUAGAGGACAAAUUCGAAAAAGUAAUUGAAAAAGAAAGAUAGUGGGGAAAGAAAAGGAAACAAGGGAAAAGGGAGAGAAUAAAAAAAAGGGGUGGGAGAAAGAGAAGGAAAUAGAACAAAAAAAAGAGAGAGAGAGAGAGAGAGAAAACACGAACAGAAACGUUUCUAAUCUCGUUUCUAAUCUCGUUUCUAAUCGUGAAGGAAAAAACGAGGAUCGAGUUUUGCGAUGCCACGAAAGUGGUGUUCAAAGGAUCGUGCGUUAAAAAGGAUCAUUAUACAUCGUGGGUUCACGUGAGAGAGCUCGUUCGAUUAAAAGAAGAUCUAACAAACGAAAGUGAGAGAUAGAAAAAGAGGGAGAGAGAGAGAGAGAGAGAAAGAGAAGUAGAGAGAGAGAGAGAGAGAGAGAGAGAGAAACUCUCCGUGAACUUAAACGAGAAGACAAGUCCUUUUUGAUCUCUAACCAAUAAUAUUUCUUAAGCUUUUGCGUGGACAUCAGGAUCUUUUGCAAACGUCACGAAAAAGAGAGAAAAAUACAAAGAAAAAAAAAGACAGAGAGAGAGAGAGAGAGAGAGAGAGAGAGAGAGAGAGAGAAAAGGACAAUGAAAUACUGUCGAUGAACGCGCAUCUCGCGCUUUUAUUCAUUUUCCAUAUUUUUCUAUCCACUUUCUUUCCUUCUUCCACAUCUUCUUUCUGUUCUUCUUCUUCUUCUUCUUCUUCUACUUCUUUCGCUUGUAUUUUUCUUAGUUCAGUUUAAUUUUGUUUCGUCUUUUUCUUUCUUUUUUCCUUUAAUUUUUCGUUGAUCCAUCCAUCAAUCCAUCAAUCCAUGAUCCAUGAUCCAUGAGGCGAACGAGAAAGUACGAUGAUACGAUCGAUUACAAAGAAUACAAAUACUUGCGAAUGUUAACGUGUACUUUUAUCAAAUCGGAAAAUCUUCUUCUAUGAUCUUUGAUCUUUUAUCGAUAGAUCAUAAUUAAUGAUUUAAAGUGAAAUUAAAAUAAUAUUUACUAACUUUAUUAUAUAUUAAAGAGAUAUAAUAAGCGAUAAUGUUUUAUAAAUGGAUGAGAUCCAUCUUGGAUAUAGAUUGGCCUUGAAGAUCACGGGUUAAUGAACUCCUCUUCUCUUUCUCUCUCUCUCUCUCUCUCUUUCUCUCUCUCUCUCUUUUAUUUUGUCCUUCCUUUCACUUUUUCUUAUUCUUAUUCUUCCUCUUCCUCUUCGAUUCUUCAUUUUAUAUCCUCUUUUGAAAAAAUCUUUUGGAAACGACGAAGAGAAGAAGGAAGAGAAACAAUCAGUCAAGGUCAUUGAUUCAUUCGAAAACAUUUCGUUGGAGCUCCGCAGAUGGGAGCUGGAUGGUUGGCUGGACCCGACGGGGUUGUGAAAAUCCUUACAAGAAAAGAACGAUUUGUAGAAGAAGUCUCGAUAGGACAUAUCGUUCGAGUAUCGACGCUAUUAGUAGUAGUACCACUGGUACUACUCUUAGCGUUUCUCGAUCCUCGUUAUCAUCCACCAUCUUUAUCCUCAUACCGAGCUUAUUCUAGCUCACCCUUCUCCCUCCUGAUUCGGCCGCGUAAACUCGAUCAAGCUGGAAUUGAUGGAGUUGGAGAACAUCGUGGCCAACACUGUGUACCUCAAAGCGAGAGAAGGCGGUGGUGACAGCAACAAAGGAAAGAGUAAGAAAUGGCGGAAGAUACUUCAGUUUCCACAUAUUUCCCAAUGCAUCGGCCUAAAAGAUAAAUUGGACAUUAGGUACGGGUAUGUCGUGGAUCAGCAACCAAUCGGAAGGCUUCUCUUCAGGCAAUUUUGCCAGGACAAGAAACCGGCCUAUCAUCAAUACAAUCUUUUCCUGGAUGCAAUUGAAAAAUAUGAGAUCGAGAUGGAUGAAAAUCGUAUGGAAUUAGCUAAGGAUUUGUUCGAACAGUACCUGAAACGCGAGGGCUCCGAAAUUGUUGAUAUAUUGAACGAUUCGUUGAUAUUACAAUGCGAGCAGAGAUUAACCUCCGGUGAAAAAGAAUUGUUCGUCGAGAUCGCACAAACGGUGAAAAAUUUUCUCGCUGGCGAACCAUUCUCGGCCUUUCAAACCAGUUUCUAUUUUUACAGAUAUCUCCAAUGGAAAUGGUUGGAGGCUCAACCGGUAACCUACAAGACGUUCCGUAUGUAUAGAGUCCUUGGUAAAGGUGGUUUCGGUGAGGUAUGUGCCUGCCAGGUCAGAGCGACCGGUAAGAUGUAUGCCUGUAAGAAACUCGAGAAGAAGAGGAUAAAGAAGAGAAAGGGAGAGGCUAUGGUACUGAUUGAAAAGAAUAUACUACAGAAGAUCAAUUCUAAGUUCGUUGUUUCGUUAGCCUAUGCAUAUGAGACUAAGGAUGCCCUCUGUCUUGUUUUGACGAUUAUGAAUGGGGGCGAUUUGAAGUUUCACAUUUACAAUAUGGGCGGUGAGCCUGGUUUCGAUAUUAACCGGGCUAGAUUUUAUGCUGCUGAGGUGGUAUGCGGUUUGGAACAUUUGCAUCUUCAAGGUAUUGUUUAUAGGGAUUGUAAACCAGAGAAUAUAUUACUCGAUGAUCAUGGCCAUGUUAGGAUAUCUGAUCUUGGCCUGGCUGUAGAGAUUACCGAGGGUGAUAUGGUACGCGGUAGAGUUGGAACUGUUGGUUAUAUGGCACCUGAAGUGAUAGACAACGAGAAAUAUACAUUUUCACCUGAUUGGUUCAGUUUCGGUUGUCUUCUUUAUGAAAUGAUCGAGGGCCAAGCUCCAUUCAGAGCAAGAAAAGAAAAGGUUAAACGCGAGGAAGUUGACAGAAGAGUUAAAGAAGAUCAAGAAAGGUAUUCCACCAAAUUCACCGAGGAAGCUAAGAGCCUUUGCCAGCAGUUACUCAAGAAAAGUCCGAAAAACAGAUUGGGCUGCAAGUGCGGCAGGCAUGGGGCGAAGGAGGUCAAACUUCAUAGUUUCUUUCAGUGCUUAAACUGGAAGAGGGUCGAGGCUGGUAUGUGGGAACCGCCAUUUGUGCCGGAUGUGAUCAUCCUAUUUCAGCCUCACGCUGUCUACGCUAAAGACGUCCUAGACAUCGAGCAAUUCUCGACGGUGAAAGGUGUUAAUCUCGAUGCCACGGACGACACCUUUUACAGUAAAUUUAACACGGGAAGCGUAUCCAUUCCUUGGCAAAACGAGAUGAUAGAGACUGAGUGUUUUAAGGAACUCAAUGUGCUAGGUCCUAACAACACGCCUACUCCAGACUUAUUGAUAAAUUAUCUACCACAGAGCAACGAGAACAGAGGCUGUUUUCCAUUCCGUAGAAAGGAGAAGCAGAGCGCACGUACAAAGGAGAUACCGUUAUCCGAGUGCCAUUUGUUGGAGCUGUCACAGAGUCAGAGCUCUGAGAUGUCGGUCAGCUGACUCAGGGUGAACGCCUGUAGCGUGAAUCAAUCGGCAUCGCCGUCUUAUCGUUGUCGUCGUGGUCGAAGACGACGUACAUCGAGAUGUUGUCCAAAGCUUCUCUGAAAGGGAAUCAUAGAGAAGGAAAAGGAGGAGAAGGAGAUGAGUUCUAUCUCCUUUUAGAUGAAUAUGUCCCUUUAACAAAUCUCUCCUCAUUCGCUCACUCCCUCGAGAGAAAGAGAUUGAGAAAGAGAGAGAGAGAGAGAGAGAGAGAGAGAGGGAGAGGGAGAGAGAGAGAGAGAGAGAGAGAGAUAAGGAGAUAAAGGAGAAAUUUCGAAGGUCCUUGAAGAGGAAACGGAAAAAGAAGGGAAAAAAAUGAUAAGAAAAAUAACAACGUCCAAUAAAAAAGAAAAAAGAAAGAUAAAGAAAAAGACAAAUAGAAAAUCGAGAGGAUGCAAUAUUUUUUCUUUGUUAAAACAAAUAUGGCCAUUCAAGGUCUUUCAUAAUCGUUCCAUGGUCGUUCAUGGUCAUUCUUUUAAUUGAGAUCUUUUCUUCUCGGAUUAGCAUUUUUUAAAUAAUAAUGGCUUUCAAUAAUAAUAAUAAUAUUAAUAAUAAUAAUAAUAAUAAUAAUAAUAAUAACAAAUAAUAAAUAAUAAUAAUAAUAAUAAUAAUAAUAAUAAUAAUAAUAAUAUU